Beta vulgaris subsp. vulgaris (sugar beet) is the source of this 966-nucleotide messenger RNA. RefSeq lists its product as uncharacterized. Bases 1 to 966 code for a protein of 321 amino acids. The record is from RefSeq and is a predicted model, not a curated record. The transcript has 2 exons. NCBI's taxonomy places the organism in Eukaryota, Viridiplantae, Streptophyta, Magnoliopsida, Caryophyllales, Amaranthaceae.
AUGCUUGAGGAAAUCAAGGGAACUUUAAGAAGAAUAGAAAUUGGAAUGGGAAUUUCCAAAGAAGGAAUGGUCAAGCCUUUAAUGGUAAAGGGCAGUCUGAGUGGAGUUACAACUAUAAGAAGUGUAACAAGAACCACUCUGGUAGAGACUGUAAUUAAAGGGGCUCUAGUAACUUGUCAUUACUGCCAAAAGAAGGGGCCUAGAGAGUUUGAGUGCUUCUUCAUGCAAAGGAAAGAGCAAAAUGUUAAUGGGAGUGGUAAUCAGGGAAGAUAUACGUUCAACCAAUUGGGCAACCAAGGUUCGAAGCCUAUAGGGUCGCAGAAUAAUCAAGGAAGCUACAGUAAACCUACUAGUGAUAGCAACAACAACAACCAGAAUAAAGCUUUGGGCAAGCUGUGUAUGAUGAGCCUCAAUGAAGCUGAGAGAUAUGCCGACGUAGUCUCUGGUGCUUUCUUUAUCAAUUUCGUUCUCGUUAAAGCAUUAUUUGAUUUAAAAGUGCCCUAUUCGUUUAGUUCGUCCUCCGUUAUUAAAAGUUUAGGGUUAGUAGACUUUGAAGUAAUUGACCUGCCUAUAAGUAUACCUACUGAAGAAGUCAUAAGGGAAGUUAAGUUCAUACCGAGUUACCGACGUUUUGGGAAGCCUAAGAAUUUUGGGGUUAUUUCUGCAAUGCAAGUGAUGAAAUUGGUGAAGAAGCGUGAGUUAUUCCUAAGUAGUGUGAGAGAUGUGAGUAAAGAGGUUGAAUUGAAGAUUGAGGAUAUACCAAUUGUGAAUGAGUUUAUGGACGUGUUUCCAAGUGAUAUUUCUAGUAUGACGCCUAAGAGAGCCGUUGAGUUCACCAUCGACUUAGUUCCUGGUACUACACCUAUUUCUAAGUCACCAUAUAGGACGACACCUCCUGAGAUGAGAGAGUUGAAGACGAUGUUGCAAGAAUUGUUGGAUAAGGGUUAUAUUAGGCCUAAUGCGUGA